Suillus fuscotomentosus is the source of this 10869-nucleotide messenger RNA. RefSeq lists its product as uncharacterized. NCBI's taxonomy places the organism in Eukaryota, Fungi, Basidiomycota, Agaricomycetes, Boletales, Suillaceae. Bases 82 to 10671 code for a protein of 3529 amino acids. The record is from RefSeq and is a predicted model, not a curated record. The transcript has 18 exons.
AAUACCUGAUGGGCUUGUAUUGACUAUUUGACAGUAACAACGACGAUCGCGAACUGACAAUUGACAGAACAGACGCGGGCGAUGUCGAGCUUCGACCCGCGCUCACCAGGUUAUCAUGGCACAACGACGUAUUCGUCUAUCUCGAGCAACUCUGAUUCCGACACCCACCGCGCAUCCACAGAGUCAUCCGCCUCCCCAGGCCUCCUCCGACGCGUUGCAUUCAGUCCUCCUCGCUCUGAAACCAGCUUUGAAGGUCACGGUUACGACGACAGUUUCGCAGAACGCGCUGAAGUCGAAGCAGUUCUCACCGAACUCGACCUUGACGCUGAGAUUAAUUCUACCCAGGAUGCUGUCUCCCAAUGGUCCUCUUCCCGGCCAUCCUACACGUCCUUUAGUACGUCUACUCCCUACAGUGGUACAGGGUCCUACACUGGCACUUCCGCUUCGUACUCCGCGGACACUGCAACGGCAACAGGAACUUAUUUCACACGUGACCCUCGCGUCCUGAGUACCAUCUCAGAACGCACAGAGCACCCCAGCCGACCAACUUCCUUUGCCCAGAACCGUCUUUCUGCACACCGCCUAAGCACAAUAUCAAGUCCGCACGUUCGAUCAGCUAUUGAUCCCCCUGCAAAUGCGAACAGACUCAGCACGCACUCCCAGGGGCACACACGCGGUGCCACAGAUAUUCCCACAACUAGCCGUCGCACGGGCGACCUUAUUGCAUUCUUCGAGGACCGCGCAGGUACCCCUGGCAAAGAAAAGGAGAGAGUCACAAGCCCAUUUUUACCUACAACCCAGAGUACGCCUCAUUUAGGGAGUACCACGGGGUACACCUCAACUGGAUACGGCUAUACUACGGGAUUCACUUCGACUGGAUACGGAUAUACUACAGGAACAGGCGGCUAUACCACAUCCCACCUAUCCUCUGCCGCUAAAAGCAGAUCCGACGAUUCGCGUUCCACCGUCUCGACUUCUUCAGGUGGAGGUGGGACUGAUUUGAGCUUGUCGACUUUGUUAAGUCCACCAGUGCGCGGGUUUAGCACCCCAACCGGGACGUAUAGUGGUAGUGGGACAGCAACAGCGACAGGGAGGACACAGCUAAGCCCGAGCGAUUUUGCAAGUACGUUUUCGAGUGCAUUCGGGGUUGCUAGAGGUAGACAAGAUGAUACUACACCCACACGCCAGCCUCAGACCACCCUCCGUCGUAGCACCGCUCCUCUGAACGACACUAACACGAGUCCCAGGAGCCCGUUAACGAGCGUACGAAAUAUUGUAGCUGCAUGGAAGGAACGCACACCAGGGCUAGGGAAAGUGAAAAGUGAGAGCAGUGAAGGCGGGAGCGAGCUAUCUCCGCCUGGUGCAUCAAAGAUGGAGGGCUUGUUCUCUCUUCGUAGACGCGCAUCGCGUCAUGGGCCGCGGGGACAGCCGCCGGUGACGCCUGAUAGGAAUGGUGGGAAGGGCAAUGGAGGAGGCAGUAACAGAAACAGGGAAAACGAAGGAAUCACUAGCAGUGGGAACAAUCUCAUGAAGAGGAGAGUGAGCUCCACGAGUAGCCUCAUACCCCCGCCUUUUGAUAUGACAGAUCUGGGGGGAAAAGAAAACCGGGAGCCUAUACGCAUUGGUACUCUCUGGUAUCUCAAUGUGCAUUCUUCAACGCCUUACCGUUGGCAAAAAUGUUCCGCACUGCUCUACCCUCACGUGCUUAUCCUUUCUUGGAGUGCCCCUGGGGGUGGUCGAGGCGUAGUAAGCUUAGAUCUGAUCAAUUGUACAGAAGUGAGGAGUACUCCUGGCUUUACGCACCCUGGAGCAAGGGGUGAUGUCGGGGGAGUGAGUGCAGUAGCUCAGAUGACCGAGGAUGGCGUGAGUCUUGUGGAAGUAUUGUGUCCGUUCCAGUUGUUGUAUGGUGAUGGCGUUGAGCGACUUGCGGCAGAGAGUGCGAGGGAAAGGGUGAGGUGGGUGAGUGCGAUUUGGGAAGCACUUGACCGUUCCUUGUCUCUCCCCAAUCGCUCCCAAUCUGGUUCGCCCACAGGCAGCAUAGGCACUAUUCACUCCAUAGCCUCUUCCACAUCCACGUCUGCUGGGAGCAGGAGUACUGUCUUUGUACCUCCGCUGCAUACGAUCCCGAGCCUGUCAGAUUUGGGGAGUGCUUCCGGAGGGUUGAGUCUGAGUACCAGUAGGGUGCCCAGCGUGGGCGGCCAUGGGCGCACUACGGAUGAUUCGUCGUAUCUUUACCCCUCUGACCCGCGUGUCAUCGCCCCAUCCCGAUCUUCAUCCUUGCGCCGCACGUCAUCUCUCACAGACCUGGACGAGGAGUUUGCUAGUGCUGUGUCGCGUGCUCGUUCUGCCAAACCUGGUCUAGGCUUUGGCUUGAGCUUGGUCAACGAAAGUUUGAGUUCAGAGAGUGGUGGAAUACUGGGCGUGGGUGGGGGAAGCCCUGUGACAGUCAGUAGUGGCCCAAGAUUGGGGGGCGAUGUUCGUGUCACCCCACCUCCCACUGGGAAAAUAAGGAACCGAGCUCUCAGUGUCAGUGAGGAGGAAUUCUUCAGUGCCGGCUCACGCACAUCCAGCGUGCCAGGCUCUCGUUCCGAAUCAGACUUUUUCUCAGCAGACAGCUCCAGGACAAGCAGGAGUGGCGAUGGCCGGACAACGACAGGGCUAGUGACAGACGGGACAGCAUUUGAGUUCACGAGUGGCGAGUCAAACACGCAGAUCGUGCCGAGCACGCUAAGCUACAGACGCACGGAGAGUAAUUCUUACCUGGGGGACUCGCAUGACGGCAGUGGGAGCUAUACGCCAUAUACAUACAGCGAUGGGCGUUCGCGAACACCAUUCUCGUCAAGUGAUAGCCGGUCGAGAACGCCGUACUCUUACUCGUCCAGCGGAUACACAAGCAGCACGCCCUACACGUACACGAGUGGCAGUUACCCCCCCACCUCUACCUCGCCAUCCUUAUCUCGUACCCCUGAGGUUCGGAGACGGCGGUAUGGUGCAUACUCUACGAGCGAGGACCCAUCUGAUAGGGAGUAUUCUGCAACGACAAGGUCGACACUGAGCGGGUGGACGAGGAGUAGGACGCCCACAACGACAACGGAGGGAUUCUUAGCCGUGGAGGAGAGGGAGAGUAGUGGGAGUGAGGGGUACACCACAGCCCAUGCGUCGCCCAGCCCGAGCACUGCAUCAUUCAAGAGCCUUCCAACGAUCCCAAGCGAGUCAGACUACCAGACAUUGGACACGUGCAAGACUUGCGUGAGCACGGAGUUCGUAACUGCAGAGCGGUGCUUAAGUGACGUGGAGACAGAGUAUGUGACAGCAGAGAAGUGCAAGACCGAGACCGAAACGGAUUUCUGGACAGCGGAAGUGUGCAAGAGCGACAAGGAGGAGACACAGUAUGAGACGGCGAGCGUAUGUCUUACGAUUCCGAGCGAGGAGGGGUUGAGCACGCCGAGGUCGGGGUUGGUUAUGGAGCUUUCUGCUGAGGAACUAAUUGACGAGCCCAUUGACGAACUCGUUGAAGCGGCCAUUGAAGCGGCCAUUGACCUGCCUGUGGACGAGCUCAUGGACGAGCCCAUUGAAGCACCCGUUGAAGCAUCCAUCGAAGUGCCUAUUAACCUGCCUAUUGAAACGCCCAUCGACGUGCCCAUCGAAGCGCCUAUUGACCUGCCCAUUGGAGCACCCAUUGACCUGCCCAUUGACCUGCCCGCUGACGUACCCAUUGACCUGCCCGUUGACGUACCCAUUGACCUACCCGCUGACGUGCCCAUUGACGUGGCCGUUGACGUGCCCAUCGACGUACCCAUCGACAUGCCCAUCGACGUGCCCAUUGACUUGCAUGAGGAAGAGGAAGUGGAAGUGGAUCUAUCGCCCACACCCCCGCCGAGGGCACCGAGCGAAGUUCCCAGUAUCAUAUCUGAGGAACCAAUGCUGGAGGUGUCGAUCACGCCUGAGGCUGUCACUGCACAGGAAGAGUUCGCGGAGGAGGACAGCCUGCUGGAGAGCGCCCCACCCACCGCUCGGGCGCCCGAGACACCGACCCCCGUCGUCAGUUUCCAUACCGACUCGUCAUUUUCUUACACCGAGAGUGAUCUGAGUCCCGCACAGCCAGAACUUGACACAUCUGUCUCGAGUUUGACAGAGUCAACCGAGCCCUUUGUCAUCGCGACACCUCGGACAGUCCAGACUCCAGUUCUCUCGAUAUCUGACCAUGACGAAGAGGCAGUCACGCCAUCUGUGCACCCAUCUCAAUGGCCUUCUGAGACGGACGUGUCGUUUGAUUCGUCUGCACUGCAGCCCACCCCUAGUAUACAGAGCGCCGCAUUGCAGGAGGGUAUCGAUGGGAGCUUUGAGACAUCAUUUAUGCGCCCGAGUGUAUCGCCGCUGAGCAGUAUUGCGAGGCUAACGCCUAUCACGGAGACUAUUUCUUCCCUCACACCAUCUCCUAGACAGAUAUUCCACCCACUUGAAUUGGUAUCUUCGCCAUCCAGUGGACCGACUCCUUUGACGAUGUCGACGAGCGCAUCGAGUUCACUGUCAAGGACCGCAUCCAGCGUGAGUGGUGUGUCGAGUAUUGCGAUUGAGGCGGAGGAGGAAGAUGCAGUGAGCGUAACAGCUGCUAGUGACAUUUCGACAGUACCGUCCUUACUGUCGACGAGAAGAGAAGAGUCGGUGCGAUAUAUGCCAAUGCCGUCCCCGCGGACCGUGCCUCUCCCAGUGUCCCCUGCCCCUACUUCGGUGUCGAUGAGUGUGAGUAUGACAACACCGCACGAUAAUGUUCCUUCCAUCCAUUCUGUCCUCGAGACGGAGCACACGCGCACGCACACUGAACACACUAUCACGCACGAUAUUGACCGUCUUCUUCAUCAUAUCCAAGAGCUUGACCAGUUCCGUGGCCAGGAAACCCAGGAAAUCUCAGAGAAUGUGCGUGCUAUCCGAGACGAACUGUAUGAUUUAUCGGAGUACGUUCGUACGAGGCUCGUCGCGGAGAGGCCACCCCCUGUGCCAACUAGAGACACAUCUGUCGGAGGCAGCAGUGUGCUCUCGACGCCAAGAGGACCACGCCCGAGGCCGGGUAUCACCCUUGUCGAGAUGUCCCCACCCCCUAUGCACCCCUCCUCCCCGAGUUCGCUCAAUUCAGUGCCGUCGUUCUUGUCUUCGCAUCACUCGGAUGACGACUUGAGUCUGUUGGAAACGGAAUUGGAAGCGGAGACCGUGGAACGCUCAUAUUCGAUCUCUAGGGAGCCAUCUUGGCCCUCCUCGUCAUCCUCAUCUUCGUCCUCGAUCUCGCCAUCUGAAAUUUCUUCCAGCGAGCCAUCUCCUGGUCCCAGCUUGUCGGCGACGUCUUCAUCAUCACCUACACCUCCACCGUCGUCACCUACACCUCCACCAUCGUCACCCACACCUCCACCGUCGUCACCCACACCUUCAACGGCGUCGGUCACCACUGUACGGCAGCGCGAUAGCAUUACGAUUGAGACGCUGAGAGACAUGCUGACCUCACUGAGAGAGCAGACGACUGCACUUUGGGAGGGCCAGGUAUCAACAAACCAUAUGCUGGACGAGUUGCGCGAGACACGCUCAGGUCCCCUGGACACCACAGAGUUCAAUGACCGGUUUCAGGCCAUCGAGGUUCUUUUGCGUCAACUCAUCGAUAGACAGGUCGAGACUGAAAGACCGGUCCACAUCCAGCCCCCAUCAGAGUCUAUUUCUGAUGUCACCACAGAUGUAGACGCAGAGGAUUUUCAGCAGCGCUGGCAGGACUGGACGCGGCUCCUGAGGGACCGCGUGCCUCUUGCUGCACCCCAGCCACGCAGAGCUCGUGGAAAUCUUGACGAUGAGUUACUUGCAUUAUUGCAGGCACCCCCGCCUCAAGUGCCUAUAGGCGUCCAACCGCCUCCAGCAUUAAUCCCCUUCGCUUACCAACCUGCGGUACGUCCUCCAAGGUCAAGGAGUACCAGUCCCAUACACCGGCCUGCGACGUUCCCGAUUGCCACUGAGCCAGUGGUGUUCUCACCUGAGAUCCAACACCCACCUAUACUCCGUCGUACUCGACGAGGACCGCGCCACCCAGCCGCAACUGAGACCGAGGUUGCAUUUUCUGAUCCACCUGGGCCACGUACUCAGCAACACAUUGGGCCAAUGGUACCACCACCUGGAGAUUUUUCCGAUCCCGCACGUAUACGUCCGUCUACUAAUCUUCCUCCUCCCGCACCUAUCAACUUGCAGGGAAGACCUCCAAGCGCGCCUGCUAACCUUGAACCCAAUGACGAUGUUCGCGAGCCUCAAACCUGGUACUACCCUAGACCAGAGGGCUUGGGCGUGCCUCCUCCGCCUGUUAUUCCUGGUCAACAAAGUGGUCGCCAAUAUGUGCCAAUGCCUCCGGGACCAACUGUAGUGCAGUUGCCACUCUUUGACACAUUAAUGAACAUCCUUCGGGAACAUCGUCUUGCCCAACUUGCGACCGUGGAUCAACAACGAGAAUUGAUGAGGUACAUGAGAGGUCUGAAUGAGUGGCUUGAAAGGGAUGUACAGGACCGUCAAGCAGAAUUACGAGGGGUGACUGCUCGUGUUGAUGAACUAAGAAAUGAUCUUGCACGACUAGGAUUGGGGAUACAGCCCGGUGUGCAACCACCAAGUGUGCACCCAGGUCAUGGAGUGAUCCCAGGUCAUGGAGUGAUCCCUGGAGGACCUAUACCCCCUCCACCUAUUAUUGGUCUCGGACCUCUUGGAUUCGUUCCUCAGGGAGUCACAGAGCCUCCUGUUGUUCCCACCUAUGAAGGUUCUCCUCAGCCACACGAAUAUACUCCUUUCAUACCCGAUGAACCUCCAUGGGGCAGGCAGGGGCCGGGCAUGCCAGAACCUCAUCAUUACCCUCCAGAUGCGCGAGGACCAGUAAUCCCUGACACUUACGGUGGUUAUCCCCAACGACAACCUCGUGAUCAGUACGAGCACCGCCUUGACGAUGAAGAAGAAGGAGUUAUUCCCACGAGUCCUGGGUCUAGCGAACCUGUAUUCGUGCCAGCACCUACGAUCAUCGUUCAACAAAGUGAUGAUGAAGAGAGUGACGAUAGCACGGCUACUCAACAGACCUACACUCAUCCCGACUCACACCAUGUACAGCACCCUCCAGAAAGUCCAAUGUUACCCAUGGCGCCAGGUUAUCGACAAGAUAUCCCUGACGUUACACAUUCCGAGGAGCAUACGCACAGCCAUGGAAGCCCUACGCCUCAGACUAUCAAUAUCAAUAUGCCUUCACAAUCGGCUCCAGUCCCCCAAGUAGAUAUGGCAGAUCAGCAGCCUGCGCCAAUGCCACAAUAUGAACCGGCACCAAUGCAACCAUAUGGACCCGUUGGGAUACCACCGCCACCCGUGAUUGCAGGGCCUGAUUCCGGACCCGUGAUAAUCCACCCUCCCCAACCAAUGUUCGAGCAGCCCAGGCCUGAGAGGUCCAGGUCCAGGUCUAGGUCUGGUUCCAGGAGAGGCGAAGUGGUUAUACAACGAAGCCCUCCUCACCAUUCACCUGGCCCUGUCAUAUUAUCAUCGCCGGCUGGCGAACAUGUCGCCAGACCUCCCACUCGCCAAGAAUUUGUUGUUACUCCUUCGGGUGGCGGCCCUGGCGGGCCAGUGGUGGUCACGGUACCUGCUAGCCGGGGAUACGUUUCGCGUUCACGAUCUCGGUCUCGUUCACCUCGUGGACGUUACCGUGACAGAUAUACAUACGAUGAUCCUUAUUACCGACGAGGUCGACAUCCUGACUCUCCUGAUUAUUACCCAAGACGUUGGGAUGACCGUCGAGGCUACUCACCUGAACAUCGCUACCGUCGUUAUUAUGAUGACUACUCUCCCGAGGGUCACCGUCGACGGAGAGGACCGCGUGAUGAUUACUCGCGAUCGCCAUCACCACGACGAGGCGAGAGACAUAGAGGUGAUGACCGCCGCCGUCACGGACACGCUGAUUCAGCCUCUCCCACACGUUCAGCAGAAAGAGAGCGACGCAGCAGAGACGAUCGCACCCCUCGUCGCGGACGGUCGAGUGACGAAGAUCUCCACAGUAGACGUCCUAGUUAUGACGAGGGCGAUCGCUCGCGGACUCACAGAACCCCCACUCAAGUUACAGAAGCGGAUGCACCUAGUCAUGUCCAUCGCACACCUACUCCUAGCCACCGCACACCUACUCCUGGUCAUCGUACACCUACUCAUGGUCAUCAUACACAUACUCAUAGCAUCCCUGAUCCUCCGCGGUCACCAACUGUCAUCAGAAUUGAUCCAGAGCAAACACACCUUGAAUCACACCCCGGCCGACCAGUAAUAAUAACUCCGGCAGCACCUCGCCCGUUCUCAUCAGAACGACAUCCGAUGAGCCCCAUUAGUCAACUUCAACAGGAACUGCGUCAUGCCCCCGAUGUAUAUAUUCCAACCGUACAUUCCUCACAUCCACAUUCUGUAAGGGACGACUAUGUAUCGCCGCACCGUCGAACACCUUCAGUGAUGGAACACGACGAAGGAUCACGCCAUCGAUCACCUUCUGCAAGGGACGAUGACAGACCGCCACGCCAUCGAACACCUUCAGUGAUGGAACGCGACGAAAGAUCACACCAUCGAUCACCUUCUGCAAGAGAUGAUGACAGAAGGCCACGCCAUCGAUCACCUUCUGCAAGGGAUGAUGACAGAGGGCCGCGCCAUCGAUCACCUUCUGCAAGGGAUGAUGACAGACCGCCACAUCAUCGAUCACCUUCUUCAAGGGAUGAUGACAGACCGCCACAUCAUCGAUCACCUUCUGCAAGGGAUGAUGACAGACGGUCACAGCAUCGAUCGCCCUCUGCAAGGUAUGACGAACCUGACCCGCAUGGACGUCGCGGUGAUCCACGAUUUCCGGACGACGGAGCUGACCCAUAUGUACAUCGCGCUGCUUCGCAAGUUCCGCAUGACGAACCUGACCCUCGUGAACAACGCACCGCUUCGCGAGUUCUGCAUGACGAAGAUGACCUCCGUGGACAUCAUCCUGUUUCACGAAUUCCAGAUGACGAAGCUGGACAUGGCGCCGUUUCACGGCGUCCAUCACGCACAGAAUCAUACGUAGGAAGUAUGCCAGCUACUAUUCUGGAGGAUGAUGGCGGCCGACAUCCGAGCGAGAUGGUCCAUGUCCCACCACCAACUGGCCAUGUCUCCCCGCCAAGUCAUGAUCCUCAUGUGCACUUUGACCCAACUGGAUUUGAUGACGCCAUUAAUCAGCGGCACGAACGACUGGAAGAAGCAGAACGUGAACUCAACCAGGUCGUUCAGGACGCUCAUGCAGCUGAAAACCAUCGUGAAGAAGAAUUUCGAAACAAUGAAGAAGCAAGAGAGCAUUUGUUCCUCCAAAACGAAGAUCGGCGUGAGGCUGAGGCAAGACAACGCAGUGACAAUCUAUUUGCUCAACUAGAAGAGAGGGCGCACAGUGUACCUCCUAUACCAGUCCCUCCUCCAUCUGGAUCUGAUGAUAGUGCUUCCAUCAUUCAAUCGAUUCACGCAGCUUCUCAUGAGGCGUCCUCUCGCCAUUCUUCUGACAUUUUGGAGACGGUUCGACUUGAGCGCGAGCAGUCUGCUCGCGAAAGAGAGUCUUUUGCAUCCGAGAGGGAUCAGGAACGUGCUGAAUUUGCGGCCGAGCGUGCUCGCAUGGAUGAAGAGCGUGAACGAAGGGUUCAAGACCUGGAAGAGGAGCUCGCACGCGUUCGUGGGGAGCUUGAUGGCGAAAGGCAGCUACGACAGACUGAAAAUGAAGAACGAGCAGCUGCCAAUGAACGUGACGAAGCCAUGCGCGUGCAAUUGGGCGAUAUCACACAGUUGGUUUCGGAGCAACGCGAUGAGUGUACCAGGAAGAGGGAGCUCAUGGAUCAGCGGUGGGAAGAAAAGCAGGGCAGGCGUGCUGAGAAAGAUGCGCAAUUCCAUGAACUGAAGGAUAUGGUCUCCAGGCUCAUUCAAGACCGUGAGGCGGAUCGAAUACAAGAGGAAGAGCGCAGGCUACGGGAGGAGGGUAAGCCGGAUAUCCAAGUGGUGCUCGAUGAACUCACCCGGCAAAAUAACGAAAUGCGAGAGGCGCUUCGGGCUCUUUCUGAGGACUGGCGCGCUGAAGGUGAGCGGCGGCAUGAAGACACCCUUGAAGCUGUCCGUGCUACUGCCCGGGAGCAAGUUCCGUUCAAUGUGCAAGUGUAUCUUGACGAAUUUAGCAAAGCGCUCGCGACUGAGGUCCGGAUGCUCCUUGGAGAAGUUGGCAAGCUUCGCGAAGAACGCCGCAAUAUCCAACAUGAACUUGGAUACCUGAUGAUGAUGAAAGCUAAAUACGGACCAGGAGGGGAGUUUGAUCCUGAGUGGAAACCGCCGAUGCCUGGCCCUGGUGCGCCUGAUCCACCGCCACCGCCCGAGGUACCUCCCCCGCCUCCUGAUGAACAUGGGCCUUCUCGUCCAGCAUGGCGCACACUCCGCAACACGAGGCGCUCUCGCAAGCCACGUCCCGACCAGCCACCGCCCCCUGAACCUGGUCCAGCACCUAUGAGGCAGCCUGUGCAUUCCUGGGUUACCUGGCAUCCAAACCCUGCGCUGGCACCUACGCCGCCGUCGAUUGAGCCUAACCUGAUUGUACCUGACCAAGGCAGUCCUGGUCUCUUCGGACCUCGCUCGCCACGCAGCUACCGGUAAAGACUCAUUGCUUCAUCACAAAAUAGAGCUCAGGCACCAUAUUUUACGCAUUAUAUCUUAUGACAGUCUUGAUGACAUCUAACGAGUAUAUUUUCCCCUAUCUUUAUCUUGCUCUUCAUUUAUCCUCCCCUUAUCUACUACUCGCAUCUGCUUUGAUUUUUUUGUCCCUGCUCUGCUCUUGGUUGUGCUGUAUAUUUU